Molecule: messenger RNA, 4522 nt
Organism: Haliotis rubra (blacklip abalone)
Lineage: Eukaryota; Metazoa; Mollusca; Gastropoda; Lepetellida; Haliotidae
Product: ADP-ribosylation factor 3-like
Exons: 5
Coding region: 191-886 (231 amino acids)
Biological process (GO): vesicle-mediated transport; intracellular protein transport
Cellular component (GO): cytoplasm
Molecular function (GO): GTP binding; GTPase activity
Source: RefSeq, a predicted model, not a curated record
UCACUGUUUGGUUUGCAUGCGCUCUUGAAGCUCCGUACGAUUGUGGAGGAUGUGUAGAGCCGUAAUGCCACCUCCAGUAUACGUGAGUCUAGUGGUCAGUUUGGAGUACAAGUGACCGUUCGGACGUUCAAUACCUUCUAAACGAUGACAUGGAAUAUUGUGUGUAAAAGCUGAAGAAGCUUGGACCAGAAUGGGCCAUUUGUGGACCCGUCUCUUCAGGCAUCGGGAUGUACGCAUUCUCCUGCUAGGACUUGACUGUGCAGGUAAAACCACCAUCCUGUACAAGUUAAAGCUGGACGAGCUUGUCACCACCAUUCCUACAAUAGGUUUCAAUGUGGAGACAAUCCAGUACCGAGACAUCAACUUCACCGCAUGGGAUAUUGGCAGCAGAGACAAAAUCCGUCCAUUGUUCCGCCACUACUACAAAGGCACAGAUGCUGUGGUGUUCGUGAUAGACAGCCAUGACCGGGAACGCCUUGACGAACUUAAUUAUGAUGUCAUCAAGCCCGCUGUGGCAGCUGACGAACUUUCCAACGCUGUGUUCCUGUUUCUGGCCAACAAGAUUGAUUUGGAGAACACCAUGACAGUCGAUGAAAUAUCUGACAAACUUGGACUAAAAAACCUUCGACACCCUUGGAACAUAAUGCCAGUCAGUGCAGUGAAAGGCGAUGGAUUGUACACUGCCUUGGAUUGGUUAGCAUGUAAACUAGGCUCCGCCCAGGCCCGUAAAGCAUUGGCCACGCCCAUGCCUCCCCCUGAGGUGGCCACCCCGGAAGGCACGGAGACACUGGAACAUGGAAUGGACUAUUGUUCACGGGCGUACAGUGCUAUUAAGUGCCUAUUUCUGAGGACAAACCACACUGAGGGGGGUCGGGAGUCACCGUGACGGGUCAGGGAUCCCUCUUAUGUGUGUCUCUGUGAGGACAAGUGUAACGCCUUUACUAGUUUUAGCCCCAGAGAGUCUUUGUGUAACCAACCUUCCAACAUGGUGCCGAUAUAUAUAAACAUCUGAUCAACAGAGUGUCUUUUCACAGGCUGUCUGGACGUCAAGAUGGAUUGUUAAAAACAUUUUAUUUAAUUGGUCAUGGAUGUUUGCAGCAAUAGAUGACGGUGAUUCUCUUGAUUGUCUGUUAAAGUAUCUAUUUACUGAGUUACCGACUAUUUGCCCAUCAGGCUUCUCUGGUAACCAUGGUCACACUGUACAAAGUGAUCUUAACUUUGUCAUAAUGAUUUACAAUCAUCUUAGCUUCGUAACUGGCGUGAGACAGGUUUGAGUGUGAGAGUUACAAUCAACUUAGCUCUGUGACUGUCAUAAGACAGGUUUGAGUGUGAGAGUUACAAUCAACUUAGCUCUGUGACUGUCAUAAGACAGGUUUGAGUGUGAGAGUUACAAUCAACUUAGCUCUGUGACUGUCAUAAGACAGGUUUAAGUGUGAGAGUUACAAUCAACUUAGUUCUGUGACUGUCAUAAGACAGGUUUAAGUGUGAGAGUUACAAUCAGCACGGUAAAAUGUCUCUCUGUAAAUGACCCAGGGUUCCCUUGCAACAAGCUCUACUUCACCCAAUGGCUAUGAUUGUUAUAGCUUGUGCUGGGAUUGCUCUGUGCCAGUAGGAAGAUCAAGACAGAUUGUGUUGCCUCCCCUGUGUAAUCCACUGCCCUGUCGAUAGCAGCACUUCUCCUGGUCGGUACAUAUGGUCAUGCAUUUUAUAUAUGGCGUGCACUGAUGAAUUAUUUUUGUAACAAUAUCCAUAUAUUGUACAGAAUGCAGUUUCUGGACAAAAACUCUUUGUUGUCAAUGACUGAACACACCGACACCUGCAGACUGAAGCAGACUGGAAAUAUGGAGGAUUGGGAACAAAGCAAUAUACUUACCAACAAAAGAAACACAACACUCAUUGUCCCUGCUGUGAUAUUGCUGGAAUAUUGCUAAAAGCAGUGUAAACCACACACAUUCAUUCACUGCUUGGGAGAAUAGUCAGGAUGCAACAUUUUCCUGAAUAUUUUGGUAUGGCUUACAUCAGAAUGGGUUAUUGUAGUAGCCACGUGGUUACAGUGUUUGCCCAUCGCACCUAAAGAAAGGGUUUGAUUUCCUUCAUCAGUAUCAGCGUGAUACUUUUUUAAUAAUGUUCACAGCCAUGAUAAUGCUUGCAUAUUUCUGUAUGUCAUGCUCACUCACUGUUCAACAAAUACUGACAGCCAACGGUGUAUGGUGUCGAGUUGUCUACCUUGGCUGUGACUGGAUCUGUUGAUCUUUGGUUAAUGAACCAUAUUUUUUGCUUUCCAAACAUGGUACAAACAUCCUCAACUUUCUCCCACGUUAACUUGACAACCAACACUACACCCUAUAGUAUUUCAGGCGUGAUUCAGUGGGAUACAACUCAAAAAUAUGCAUAAAGUAUUCAUACAAACUUACAAAAUGGGACAUUUUGGCCUUUCAGAUAUGUUGCUGUCCUUUCCUGCUUCAGUAUAUGUACUGCAGUAAAUCUGACCGUAGAACAAACAAAUAAACUGAACAUGAGAAGAUAAUAUAUGUAAAUACUUUGGUUAUACAGAUGAUAUACUGUUCAUAGACAUUAAAUCUAACUGUCAGCACAGGACACAGUGGGUAUAUUUUACAAGUGCUUCAUUCAGAAUAUAUAUUUGCUGCAGGCCUGUUUUACCCCAUGAGGUCUUCAAUAGUCUGAUGAAUUAAAUGGGUUUUAUCAUCAGUGGUGCUCCAGACUUUAUAUGAUGCCUUGUUAAUAUGUGAUACAGAUAUAUUUAAUACAAUAUAUCAGCGUGUUUGUCUUUUACAAUCACACUAAUUUCUGAUUCAGGCUGAAGUUUGGUCUUUUGAUCAUGCCCUAUAUUUUGCACAAUGCAAGAAAGGAAAAUAGAGGUACUGUGUUUGAUUCAAGAUAUGGUUAGCAGCAUCAUAUUGUUAAUAUUGUUAUUAUUUCAUGGUUUUGCAGGAAGCGUUUUUAGAUAAUUUUCCACCUCUAUCUUAGACUCUUGUCUGAGAAAAUCUGUGAGAUAAAAACCAUGAUAAUUGUGACUUAAAAUGACAGACAUUGGUAUAAAAGGAUCACUGAAUAUAUGAUAUACAAGGUUUCACAGUCCACGACACAGAGCGCUGGAUGACGUAGGUAGAAGCAUUUGCCCUGUAUACUCUACAUUGUCCAUCAUGGCCAACUGUUGUGUUGUGACAGUUAUUGGGGCUAGUGGACACAAGCUUCAGGUGCUAUAUAAUGUGUGUCAUAUUCUUGCCAGGAUCUGCAUCUUGUGGGUUUCAGUGCUAGACUUAACCAAGAGGUAAAUUACUUUGACCUUAACCCUUCAUAUCUUCAAACUCGUGUACUUGCUGCUAUUCUUUCUGUAAAUUGAAACAUAACAUCAACGUCGGAAAAAUAGAUCAAGCUUACAAUGUAACAGUUUUAAAUUUUAUUGUAUAAAGGUCAAAUUCUAAAGGUCCCUAAUGAGGAAUCAGGUUAUUGUACAGGGGGCCGUUGUACACAGCGAUCUUAGAGCUACGGUAAGUAAGAUGGUAGAUCCCAUACCUCAGCAUGACUCCGACAGUCGUAGCUCUAUGUUUGCUGUGUAUAAUGGCAUCCUGAUAGAUUUCACUGGCACAGGUAGCGAUUAACAAGGACACAUCAUUGGAAUGUUCAAUGUGCAUAUUAUUAUAACUAUGUGAUUAUUUCAGUGUAAAUCACAGUGUAUAGUUUUUAUACAUUUUUAAUUUAUCAUAACUAUGUCAUCACUGCUGCUGCCAUGACUCUGCUGGAGGCAAAUGCUACUUAAAAUGUCCUAACAUCGGUGCCAUGUUCAACACUCUCUUACGGUGUGAGUUUCACUUGCUGUAUAAUGUGUUUUAAAUUGUUGUUAUACUUUAUCUGUUAUUUCUGGUGUUUUUAUUAAGGACCUUACACAAAGUUACCCCCUACCAACAAUUUGAAAAAAAAUUGUUUGUAAAUGAAACCGUUUUGAAAUUGGACUGGUAUUAUGACACCAUUUUUAGUAGGACACUGUUUAAAUGGAUGUGUUUUUUUUUAUUUAUGUUUUAAAGCUUUAACUCACUAUCACCACUGUACAUGCCAUUGUAAAUUAUUUCUUAUUUUGUACCAUAGUUAUCAAGUUUGUAUUGAUAAUUAUAGGCUUUUUCUGAAGAUUAUUAUUUCAUAGAUUAUGAAGAGAAAGUUUAUGCCUUUUUGUACUAAAGAGGCCUCGUUCUGGUGCUUAUAUCUACAUAUACAUAUUACACUAAUGUUUUGAUUCUUUGGUCUUAACUACUGGAUUGAAAUUGGGUUUACCUUUCAAGGUUUGUCAAAUACUGUUUUAGCAGGGUGGGAACAAAAUUAUUUAAUUUUCUUUUUAUAAGCUGUUUUUAGUAUUUGCAAAUGUAGCUUGAAGCAAAUCCAAGCUUUUGUUUAUUUUAUACAUGACCACUAUUCCUAUGUUUAUGUUGAUCUCAGACGUUUGGUUUCCGCUAAUUCCAUGUUUACACAUUAAUCAAUUUUGAAACAUUUAUGAGAAAAUGACAUU